Molecule: messenger RNA, 2026 nt
Organism: Physeter macrocephalus (sperm whale)
Lineage: Eukaryota; Metazoa; Chordata; Mammalia; Artiodactyla; Physeteridae
Gene: PRCP
Product: prolylcarboxypeptidase
Exons: 12
Coding region: 106-1599 (497 amino acids)
Biological process (GO): proteolysis; negative regulation of systemic arterial blood pressure; angiogenesis involved in wound healing
Molecular function (GO): dipeptidyl-peptidase activity; serine-type exopeptidase activity
Source: RefSeq, a predicted model, not a curated record
CGCCGAUGGUGGAGAUUUAGCACAACCUGGUGUGUUGAAGGUCAAGGCUGCAGUGGCUAGUGACUUAAUCCUUGUAGAGGCUGAUGCAGCCAGCCGGCCUGAGCCAUGGGGCGUCGUUCCCUCCUGCUCCUGCUCCUGGCUUUCCUGACUCCUGGGGCCGCCAUACCCGUACCGCCGGCCCUGAGGGCCCUCAGCAGCCUGCACUUGUCAACCAGCUUCAGAUCCCGACCCGCUGUUGCCAUGAAGUACUCGAUUCACUACAUCCAACAGAAGGUUGAUCAUUUUGGAUUUCAUACCGAUAAAACUUUUAAACAACGGUACCUAAUAGCUGAUAAACACUGGAAGGAAGAUGGUGGGUCUAUACUUUUCUACACUGGUAAUGAAGGGGACAUUAUCUGGUUUUGCAAUAAUACGGGGUUCAUGUGGGACAUGGCUGAGGAACUGAAAGCUAUGUUGGUGUUUGCUGAACAUCGAUAUUAUGGAGAGUCCCUACCCUUUGGUGCCAACUCCUUCAAGGAUUCCAGACACUUGAAUUUUCUGACAACAGAACAAGCUCUGGCUGAUUUUGCAAAGUUAAUCAAAUACUUGAAAAGAACAAUCCCAGGAGCUAGAAAUCAACCUGUCAUUGCCCUAGGGGGCUCUUACGGUGGCAUGCUUGCAGCCUGGUUCAGGAUGAAGUAUCCUCAUUUGGUGGUUGGAGCUCUUGCAUCCUCUGCCCCCAUCUGGCAGUUUGAGAAUAUGGUACCUUGUGGUGUUUUUAUGAAGAUUGUAACUACAGAUUUUAGGAAAAGUGGCCCAAAUUGUUCAGAGAGUAUCCGCAGGUCCUGGGAUGCCAUUAGUCGACUCACAGAAAAGGGUACUGGCUUGCACUGGCUUUCUGAAGCCCUUCACUUAUGCACUCCAUUAACAGAAUCUCAGGAUGUUCAGCGUUUGAAAGAUUGGAUCUCUGAAACCUGGGUGAAUCUGGCAAUGGUGGACUACCCUUAUGAGUCCAACUUUUUACAGCCUUUGCCUGCUUGGCCUAUCAAGGUAGUGUGCCAGUAUUUGAAAAAUCCCAAUGUAUCUGAUACAUGGCUGCUGCAGAAUAUUUUCCAAGCUCUGAAUGUAUAUUACAAUUAUUCAGGCCAGGCGAGAUGCCUGAAUAUAUCGGAGACAGCAACCAGCAGUCUGGGAGCCCUGGGUUGGAGCUAUCAGACCUGCACAGAAAUGGUCAUGCCCUUCUGUUCUAAUGGUAUUGAUGACAUGUUCGAACCUCACUCGUGGAACUUUAAGGAAUUUUCUGAUGACUGUUUUAAACAGUGGGGUGUGAAACCAAGGCCCUCUUGGAUCCCUACUAUGUAUGGAGGCAAAAACAUCAGUUCGCACACGAACAUCAUUUUCAGCAAUGGUGAAAUAGACCCGUGGUCAGGAGGUGGAGUAACUAAGGAUAUUACAGACACCUUACUUGCGAUCGUCAUCCCAGAGGGAGCGCAUCAUCUAGAUCUCCGAGCCAGCAAUGCCUUUGAUCCCAUCACUGUGCUAUUAGCCCGCUCCUUGGAAGUUAGACACAUGAAGCAGUGGAUCAAAGAUUUCUAUGCAAGUCUGAGAAAGAUGCACUGAAUUUGGUGUGGCGAAGGUUGAGAUAGAAGAGAACGUGAUGGUGGUGAUAGCAGCCAUCCAGUGACCUGAGUCCUUGCCAUCUUUGUGCCACCUCCAGGAAAAAUCUCUUCAUGACAGCUUUCCCACACCGUCAGUGGCCUUGAUAACUGGAGCAGGGUAUUGACUGCCUUUCACAAGAGGGGGAGUCACUUCCUUGGUUUCUCUGAAAGCAGGGAUUUAUUGGUUUCGAAGUUGAAGUCUCUUUGGCCCAUUUGUCACUAGCCCCUUCUCUACUUUCCCAAAAGGAAAAGCAGAAGAUGGAUAAAAAUGAUGUAAUUGCAGCUGGUAGGAAGGAUAUCCAGUGCCAAACCAGGAAAUGGGAACCAUUUCUUUUGUGCUUGAUUUAAUGACUUUGAACUGUGCUGUAAAUAAAGAAUAGGGCUGGACC